Cuscuta campestris is the source of this 1477-nucleotide messenger RNA. The record is from the annotation of a GenBank genome assembly. Lineage: Eukaryota; Viridiplantae; Streptophyta; Magnoliopsida; Solanales; Convolvulaceae.
AAAAAUACAAAUAAAUAUAAAUUCUCGUGAAGUUGGGAAAGAAAGUUUUAGGAGAGAGAGAAAAAAGUUUCGUGCUUCCGAGAAUCGAACCGAUGACCCAUCUUCUUAGCUUUAGAAGAGGGGGGAAGUCUACUCCGCAAUAAAUGGUCAUCAUCAUCAGGGCAAAGAGCAGUCCAGGUUUGUGUGAACUUGUGAAUAAGCAGACAUCAACACGCAUCUCUCUAUAACCCCAUCAUCAUCUUCUACAUCUUCAUCUUCAUCUUCAUCUUCUUCAUCCUCACCCCUUUCCUUUGAUUUGAUCACUUCUUUCUCAAUUUCGAUUUUCCUUUCCGUCUAAACAUCAAUUUCCUUUCCGAACACCUUUUUCUGUAAAUGUGCAGAGCGCACUUCCUCUUCUCAUCUCCCAUUUUCUGCAAUAAAGGAGAAACAAUCUGUUGAUUGAACCAGUCAUCUUCAUUUGAGCUUUGAUUCUUCCAUCUGAAACGUUUUUCUGUUUUGAACACCGAGAUUUUGGUUUCCCUAUAGAGAAUGGCAAUAACAUUCCCAUCUUUGCCUUGGUGGCCAUGGAGUGGGAAACAACAAGAACCCAAGGUUACUUUGACCCCAUUGCCCGAAUCCGGACUGUGGGAAUCGGAUAAAGUGAAGUUUCCUCUUGAUCGCCGGCAAUAUACUUCUAGAAGGGUGAAGAGAAAAUGGAGCAGCAGAGAGGAGAGGAAGAUCGAUAAAGAGUAUGACAUUGUUGUUGUUCCAUCUGAUGGUGGGUGUGUGUCGGGGUCCGAGUCUGACGAUUCUGAUUGGUCAAUUGGAUGGAUGGAACCUCACGGUUCGGGCUUCCUCAGCGAUGAUGAUUCAGAUGAUAGCUUUGCUGUCUUGGUUCCUUGCUAUGGGCAUGUUGGGAAUUUCGCAAAUAAUUUGCAAGAACAGUUUCUCAGCAACAUUCCCAACAUUUCAGAAAACAAGACAUAUAUGGAGCAGUGGCUUUCUUCGCUUCAGAAUAUGUGACAUCUCGCGGCCACGCGGGUGCCCGAAUGGUUUUAUCACUGUGGACCGGAUGAAAUAAUGUCACAAAAGCUUGGUUGUCAAUGCAAUAAAAAAAAGAGGGAUAUGAUGAAGAUGAAGAACACCAAGACAUAAGAAGUGGAGUGAAACUAUUGUAAGUACAAGUGAUGAAUUAAUUGUAUGGUAUGGUGUCAUGUCUCUCAAUAUAUAUAUAUAUAUAUAUAUAUAUCUAAGAUAUGGCAUUAGAGCAUGCUUACAACAUUCUUUUGGAGUAUAUAUUCUUAUUAUUAGUAGUAGUAAUAUAUGAUGGGAGGGAGGGAGGGAUGGGUAUCCCUUGGUUUUUAUUAUUGUGGAUUUGUGGAAUCUGUUGUAAGUAUAACUCUAAGUAGCAGUUUGUUUGCUGAUGAUGAUAUUCUAAUGUAAAUAACUUUAUGGAUAUAUUGUCUCAUUCCAUUGGCAUUAAAUAAAUAGUUAUUCU